This is a messenger RNA of Recurvomyces mirabilis, 2871 nucleotides long. RefSeq lists its product as uncharacterized. Lineage: Eukaryota; Fungi; Ascomycota; Dothideomycetes; Mycosphaerellales; Teratosphaeriaceae. Gene Ontology annotation, cellular component: intracellular membrane-bounded organelle; Mon1-Ccz1 complex. The record is from RefSeq and is a predicted model, not a curated record. The transcript is spliced from 3 exons. The coding region runs from base 1 to 2871 and encodes 956 amino acids. Gene Ontology annotation, biological process: vesicle-mediated transport.
AUGAGCAAAGUACAGCCGGCGCAAUUGUCCUUUCUAGCGAUCUACAAUCCUGCCCUUGGUCCGACCGACGAGACCUUUCCAGACCAGCUAGUCUUCUGGUACUCACGUGCUGCUGCCAAGGCGAGGGCAGCUGCAAAGAAGAGCGGGCGCAAAGAUGACGAGAAAGUGCUGCGUGAAGAGGAGAAUGAGAAGUUGAGGCAGAUUGGUUUGGCACAGGGUAUGGUGGACUUUGCGAAGAGCUUCUCCAAUGGACAACCUGUAGAUUCGAUAGAGACGGAGAAAUCACGCAUUGUGUUGCACGAAUUGGAAGAAAGCUGGUGGGCAUUGGCAUCUGUCGACCUCACGCGGCUUCCUGCCAUCCCCCAAGCGCCAGCGGAGUCGGCUACGAAAGGCUCGGCGAGCGUCCAGACAAAGCCAUCAUUCGAGUACUCCUCACGAGAAGUCAGUCCAGCUCCAUUACUAAUAGCACAGCUGCAACAAGCUCAUCAUAUCUUCUCCUUGCACCAUGGCUCUUCACUAGACGAGCUUUUUGUACGACUGGGCCGGGAGAAGUUGAUUCCCGCAUUAGAGAGAUUCUGGUCACGGUAUGCUAGAACGUGGAACGUCCUGCUGCAUGCCAAUCCUGCAGCAGAUGUGUUCAGUGGAAUCCAGCUUGCCAGUGGCGGCGAGCUCGGCUUUGGCGUGGGCGAGGAGGAGUGGGGCAGUGGUGAGCGAGACGUGCUCGAGGACCUCGUUAGCCGCACAGAGGGGUUGGUCGAUGCAGUGGUCUCUCGAUAUGGCGAAGCGGCCAAGGCUGUGGCCUCUGACUAUGCCUCGAUCCCGAUCCACGAGGCUCUUCCAUGGAUGGGCAGUGGCAACCAGCCCGCUGCUACAGAUGGGGUUGUAUUCGGCGGUGUGGGGCGGCUGAGUCGACCAUCACUGCGGAGUGUCGCGAUGUGGUCGCGGCAGAUAUACACCAAUGGUGAGUACGCGUAUGGUAUUCAAGAUAACCCGCUGCGUGAACGGAGAAAACGAAGACGACGUAACCAAGAUCAUGCAGACUAUGCCGAGGAGCACAACGAUGCGGCAGUAGCAGCAGAGACCGCGCAUCAACCAGACGUAGACGCAGAUGUAGUGUCGCAUCAGAACCAACGAGAUGAUGUAGAGGUGGCUGACCCUGAGGUCCGUACUGAUGCCUUGGACGGACAUGGGCACGCCGAUGAAAUCAAGCUACCAUCAGACCAAAGACCACAAACUCAUGGACGGACCGCAUCACAAGAUGAUGCUGUAAAACAUCCGGAGCAGACACCACAAACGGAGACUUCUGAUCGGCCGAAGCCUGCUAUCUCGAGGACUGCAGAGGUUGACUCAAGGCGCGAGAGAGCAACGAAACGAGCAGAGCAGGGCGCAGCAACAGAAGACGAAGCUGAAACAGCAGAGGGUGGCACCACCUGGGGUGUACCAGAUCAGUACAUGAAGUAUUUGACCUUGGGCCUCAGUGAGAUCGGCAAGCCAGCAAAGCCAAAACGACCUUCUGCGACUAAGCGAAUAUUAGAAUCUAGCUCGACGACGACAAAGCCAGUCAAGAAGAUUACGAAUGCCAGUUCUACCAAGGAAAUUCUCACGGUACCAGAAGAGGAUGAAACAGAUGUGGCUAGUCUUCUGCAUAUGGAACCUAUCCCAGAUGAGGAGCCACUACACGCAAGAUUUGCAAAGCUGCGACGGCAGGAGAACAGGGGUUACUUCCUGAUUGGUUUCAAAGGCGAACUCGACGAGCUAGACGACAAUGGCGACGCCGAGGUCAUGGACGACAAGUUGCAGCCAGACGCUGAAAGCUCACGAGUACUGGUUCGAAAGAUCCAGGUCGAGAUAACUGCAGAUCGUGACAAAGCCGCGGCCCAGAAUGAGAGCAUGGACGAGACUCUCGAUCGAAAAGCGAGAGAGUACGAACCAAGCGCAUCCUCAGCACAGAACAUGCAGCGACUUCGUGUGCUAGUAUACGUGCACCGCCCGUUCAUCUACUGCUUUCUAUUCGAGGAUCACACCACAAGUCUGAGCUAUCCAAGCUUCUAUCAGACACUUCAUAAGGAUCUCCAACCAAUACACAAGCCGUUGCUCUCUUCGACUAGUAUAUCUAGAUCCGCGCGAAGGCUAGAAGAAUCGCAGGCAGACCGCCCUGACGAAGCAGCGAGCGUACGGAGUAGUGGCAGUAGUAAGCCCAGCAGGAGCGGCACCGACGCUACCGAGCCAAGACCAGUCUUUGACCUGAUCUACGAUCCUCAACUGUUGACAGUACGUACGAGCAUCCCGAACAUCCCCGAGCCAGGCACGCCUGCAGCAGAAGGCUUGAGUAUGGGCUCAGAUGCGCGGCAGAGUAACAUGCCCGCCGACUGGACGCGGCUAGAUGCAUUGAAUGUGCACAACCAGGUGUUGAGCACAUUGCAGAGCAGUCGGAUCAACGACCUCGAGCGAACAAGCAGGACUAAUCGUGGAUGGUGGGUAGUAUGGAUGAGGAUCCCGAGCACAGCGACUUCCGACGAGGAUGCGGACCCCGCACCUCCAGCACGAGAUUACCUAGCACCGGAGAUCAGUACUGCACCAUCUACACACAUGGCGUCGACGAUGGCCCGAGAACCGCCGAACAGAGACCGCAUCGCUUUCCUCGUACGGAAAGCCGCCAACAAUCCUGCUGCAGCUUCGUCCAAAGCUUCGACCAGCAGCAGAGUCGCAAGCGGGAUGUGGAAUACAUUGACAUUACGACCAGUGGCAGAAGCUAGCGCCGAGGAGAAGGCGGGCGGUGAAGCAGCAGGCUGGGGACCUGGAGCGCUGGCCAACGGCAUCGGUAUGGAUGCGAGGAAGUAUGUGGAAGGACUUCUAAGCCUGAACAGAUAA